Miscanthus lutarioriparius is the source of this 495-nucleotide messenger RNA. The record is from the annotation of a GenBank genome assembly. NCBI's taxonomy places the organism in Eukaryota, Viridiplantae, Streptophyta, Magnoliopsida, Poales, Poaceae.
AUGAUCUCCUAUCUCCUACCAGCUAUACAAGUUCGUUGGCCUCCAGAAGAUGCGCACAAGACAAUAUGGAUCCAACAGAACAAUGCUCCUUCUCAUCUACCAGCAGAUGAUGUAGAGUUUGCUAGAGCAGUAGCCCUGACAGGGCUUGAUAUACGCCUAAGGAACCAGUUGACUAAUUCGCUAGAUAUGAACUGCCUAGACCUUGGUUUCUUUGCUUCUCUUCAGUCAUUAACGGAUAGAACGACAUCUAAAGACAUGGAUGAGCUCAUCCAGAAUGUGAUCAUGGAAUAUGAAAACUAUAACCCAAUCAUCCUGAAUAGGGUAUUCCUCACACUACAAGGAUGCAUGAUUGAAGUUAUGAAAGAUAAUGGAGGGAAUAGGUACAAGAUCCCGCACAUGAGUAAAGAGAGGCUAGAGGCACUAGACAUGCUUCCUAAAGUUCUUAGUUGUGACAGCCAGCUAGUUCAAAGGGCUUUGAAGUUGUUGAGCAAUUAA